UCAGGAUGGCCCCACCCAAACUAGAUCCCUGGACAUCACCUUCAGAAUGGCAGAAAGUGUACUCCCUCCUCUACUCCCCAGACGAGCCCUCCAAAAGAGAGGGUCUCUCCUUCGUGAGCAUGUGGUCAGCCAGAUCACAACGACUCCCUCUCUCCGUGGAGUGUACCGGGGAACUGGUAGCAGCCUCUCUUGAAUCUGGAGACAAGACCGCUCAGAUAUCUGUGUACAGUCUCGCUAUCAUCAGGUUCGUUAACGGAAACAUAGACCGAGCCCAAGGUGGGGUGUUCGCAAGAUCUGUAGCCAGCGUGGCUGCGGGGAUCGGGAUACCAGACUGGAUCAUAGAUAUCCGACACGAGGGCACCCACAAGUCCUUACCGUGUCGGGAGAGGCUGAGAAUGGCUGCUCAGUAUGCACUCUACUGGUUGGAGGAGAAGUACUGGAAACCUCAGAACCAGUGUCUGGAGAACGCAGAACGCAAGGUACAGGAGUGUUUGGUCGGCUACAUGGAGCUCCAGAAGAGACUUGAAGGUAUGAAGAGAGCAGGGAAGAAGACUAAUAAAACUGAAAUUACACUUCUUGUGGAACAGAUCUCGUCAUUGUCCCAGUAUGAACUGAGUUUACUACCUGUUCGGCUUGUAAAGUGUCUUGAAGACACUUCAUUCUCGUUCUCGACAUGGAAACCCUUGCUGGUUCAACUUGACAAGAACAAGCCAAAUGUUGUGGCUCACAUUAUCUACGUGCUAUGUGAAAAUUAUGCAAUUAACUUUCAGCAUCGUCUUAAAAUUACCAAGUUUGUUGAGAGUAUUAUCUCUGAGAUCUGUUUGGAGAUCCCAGUAUAAAUCAGCACAGCUUGUAUGUUGAUGUUUUGCUGAAAAAUCAGAACGACGAAAAUACAUGGUGGUUAUCGAACGUUAUUCUUCACCACUGCGGUGAUCACGUGACGGGCAAGUAUGCUAAACUGCGCAACCUGCUUGAAAUUCGUUUUCUACCGAAAUCCAGUGCUCCGUUCGAUCACGAUAACAUUUCUAAGCAAGUUGAGAACCUUAAAAAUGUAUUGAAGCAGCUUGAGAAACAGUCUCCAAUUAGUGGGGCAGAUAAUAUGGGAUCUAGAUUUGUGACGUGUGAUAGCGUUUCUUGGGAGUGUUUACCUAUUGGAUGUAUUCCAGAGAGUAUAACCCCUUCUUUGGACUUUGAGAGUGUAGCCCCAAUUUUGGACUCCUAUCAGCUUCAAAAUGAAGUUAUUACCAAUCUUAGUUCUAAAACUCAGCCAGAAGAUGAUUACGAAAUGGAAAUUGAUCAAGUUAAAAAUCUCCAUUGUUCAAGAUACAUAACUAAAGAUCAAUUAACUCACAUCGCGUGUUCGGUUCGGAUUUUAGAUGAUUUGGAUUAAUACAAUUAUUAUGAAGUUCAAACUUUGUGUUUUAAAAUUUGUAAUUUAUUGAAUAUCUUAAUCUUAUGAAUUA
Messenger RNA from Bolinopsis microptera, 1463 nucleotides. RefSeq lists its product as uncharacterized. Gene Ontology annotation, molecular function: endonuclease activity. The transcript has a single exon. Gene Ontology annotation, cellular component: preribosome, large subunit precursor; Las1 complex. Gene Ontology annotation, biological process: maturation of 5.8S rRNA; maturation of LSU-rRNA. NCBI's taxonomy places the organism in Eukaryota, Metazoa, Ctenophora, Tentaculata, Lobata, Bolinopsidae. The record is from RefSeq and is a predicted model, not a curated record. The coding region runs from base 6 to 839 and encodes 277 amino acids.